Molecule: messenger RNA, 1415 nt
Organism: Phyllopteryx taeniolatus (common seadragon)
Lineage: Eukaryota; Metazoa; Chordata; Actinopteri; Syngnathiformes; Syngnathidae
Gene: mrps21
Product: mitochondrial ribosomal protein S21
Exons: 2
Coding region: 51-314 (87 amino acids)
Biological process (GO): translation
Cellular component (GO): ribosome
Molecular function (GO): structural constituent of ribosome
Source: RefSeq, a predicted model, not a curated record
AACAUUUCUGUUUCUAGACGGUCAGCAUUUUCGCUACCACUGCCAUCGUCAUGGCGAGACAUCUUCGCUUCGUUGCCCGGACGGUGAUGGUCCAAGACGGCAACGUGGAUGGAGCGUACAAACAUCUCAACAGGAUCCUGGCCCAAGAUGGGAUCAUUGAGACAGUGAAGCGCAAGCGCUACUUUGAGAAGCCCUGCAGAGAGCGUCAGCGGAAGAACUAUGAGAACUGUAAGCGUAUCUACGACACUGAAAUGGCCCGGAAAAUUGCUUUCAUCUCCAGGACAAACAGGACGGAUCCUUGGCUCGGUUCUUAGUGAAAUGGCGAGUCAUAAGGCGAUGUUCACAGUGGAAUGGUUGAAAUGGAGUCUGCAAGGUGGAAAAAAGGAAACUCGGCCCAGUAUUAGUGUCACCAAAUGGAGAGAUGGAAAGAAUGGGAUACAUUUUCUCACAAGGAAUGUUGUAGUCCCACAUUAUUUUGUUUUGGCACAAACUUUUGUAUGAAAAAAUACUGUGGUUGUCCUUGGAAAUUAUAUUUUUCCUCCUUAUGAACACUGUUUAAUCCAUUAUGUAUUUAAAACAUUUGUUGAAGUAAAAAAUGGAUUUCUUUAUUUUUUUUAUUUUUAAGGCUCCCCAAAUAUAUUGUCUAAAAUGUUUCAAUACUGCUGGAUACCAGACUGUCAGAUCAGUUGAAUAGAUUAUUAUUGACACAUUGAGUGAAAUCCAUGUUUCAUCUUUCAUCCAUGUUUUCUAUAGCACUUGUUCUAAUUAUAUUGUGGGUGAGCUGGAUCUAUCUCCAGACUUCAUUUAUCAGGAUGAAAUUUUAAGUAGUUUUGUCUGUUCACACUAAAGCUGUAGGGAAGCUUCUAAACUGGUAGAAAGUGUAUUGUAAUUUUGUUUUGAUAUCACACUUGGCCUAUAAACUGAGCAGACUUUCGUUACCCCCUGUCAAAAAAAAAAAAAAAAGUGUCAAUAUCUGAGGAGUCAUUCAUGUCACAAAAAUAGUUCCAUGUGAAAUCUGUAAUGGAAAAAGUUUCUUGCAAAAGCUCGAGUGCUUGAUCGCAACAAUUUUCACCAAUGUGCAUUGCAUAAAUCCGUAUAAGAGAAUUGGCUUUGUCAUUCAAACGAUUCCUAAGAGAAUUGCACAGUCGACUCUUCAAAGUAAAUGACAUAAGUAGCAAUAUAAAACGGGGAACCUGCUCGGACCAUAUACAUUUUGGCCUUCGUUGCAGAUAUUGUAUUUUUGCAUGAAAAUAGGAGUAUUUUCAAGGUUAAAGAUAGCUGAACUGUAUUUCACUCAUGCAUGCACCUAAAUAAAGACCAAUGUAUUGUGAAUAAUAACUAAUACAAAUUUGAUGAAUAUUUUACUGCAUGAGAGGCUGUAAUUGAGACGAAAAUAAAUUCAUAAUUCAAGGCUC